AUGUGUGAAAAAGUCGAUUUAUCUCAAGGUAUCGGAAAAUUGAAGGGCAAUAUUAUCCUCUGGAUUUGUUCUAUUGGAUUGAUCGUUUUGGGCAUAUUUCUGGUAGUUUGCUAGUAAGCUCGAAAACUAAAGAAAAUUUUUCUGUCAAAAAAUAAAAAAAAUUCCAGCUUCCACCAUGGCACCGGUUUCGAAAGUCUUUGUUUGGGAAUUUUCAUGAUCUUUGUUAUAUUUUUCCCGCAUAAAUGGAUGGUUAUUACUUCUUUGGUUUUUCAAAUAUUAUGCUCAAUUUAUUUGGUAGUUGCCGGAAUUCGAAUUGUUAUUCAUCACAUUGAGCAUGAAUAUGAUCAUGAUGAUAAAAAACACGGAUCUAUUGGUAAGAAAACUUUGGAAGAUCCACGUAUUUUGUUUUUUUUUCAGUCUGGGUCAUAAUUUUCUUCCUCGCUUUUGCAUUCGUGGCCGUUUUUGCCAUUUUUUCCUGCAUCGUUUAUGUGAAAUCACUUUUGGCGUAAGUUUUGAUACCAAAAAGGGGCCUUUUUUAUCGACCCACGAAGCCUCUAAAAUUUAUUUUUAAGAAGCAGUGGCGGUGGUGGAAGAGGAUCGUAUUCAAAAACAACUUCGACUGAUUCAACUUAA
Molecule: messenger RNA, 633 nt
Organism: Caenorhabditis angaria
Lineage: Eukaryota; Metazoa; Nematoda; Chromadorea; Rhabditida; Rhabditidae
Source: the annotation of a GenBank genome assembly